CUAGCGGUGUAAUGCGGAGCUCACCGCGCUCGCAGUUCUGCGCGCCGUCGUGACCUAACUAGAGGCGAAAAACACAGCGCCAAAGGUGAGCAAGCACUGCGCAACGCGCCGAGCCACCAGUCGGCGCAGCAGCCGAGAAACCGUGAGAGCGCCAGGACGCUCUCCGGUGCCGCGCGCGAAAUUAGAACGAACCGCGCGAGCGCCACACACGGAAAACCGAUGUGCGACUGCGCCGGCGACGCCUCGUGCGUCCUGCGCUUCUGCCGGGCCAUCAGCUUGGACGCGCCCAAGGUCGCCGACGUGCGCGCCGCCGCGGACUGCGUCGAGGAUUUAAGAGGAGCGGCGCCCGACGAGGUCGAGGCCAUCUGCGCCCAGUGGAAGGUGCUCGCGAAGGGCAAAUUUAGAAGAGCCGUCGCGGCCUUACAAGAAGAGGUGCGCCAGGGCGCGGACGGCGCCUUUGAUCUGGACGACGCCGCGCCGGUGACACCCGCGGCGCGCGAGGGCGAGGUGCGGGCCGCGGUCGCGCGGGACGGCGGCGGGCCCGAAGAGGCCCCGGCGCCGGUGGAGGCCCCGGCGCCGGCGCCCGCCGAGUGGCUCGCGUCGCGCAGCGGCGUCCGCGUCGGCGCGACGGUCGAGAAGCGGUUCCCGGGCUACGGGCUUCACAGGGGCACAAUCGUCGAGCUCGGCGCCGACGACGUCGUCGUCAAGUGGGAGACGGACGAGCGCACGACGCUCUCGCUCAAGGAGGCCUCGCGGCGCGUCAUCGCCGCGCCAUCCAGAAAAACGGAGCGGGUCGCGCCGGCGCCGGCGCCCGCGGCCGCCCCGCCGACGUUCCGCGUCGGCGACCUCGUCGUCGUCGCGCCCGACACCUCGCCCGGCCACAACCGCGAGGGCGGUCCGGGCACGAUCGUCGCCGCGAACGACGACGGCUCCUUCGACGUCCGGUCGCCCGUCAGCCGCCACACGAUGCUGCGCGUGUCGCCCGCGGACCUCGCCCACGACGAGGCCGCGCGCGGCGGCCGCGCGACGCGCCGGAGCGGCGGCCGAGACGACGCGCCGGCCGCACCACCGCCGCGCCGGCGCCGCGCCAUCGCCGAGAGCAGCGACGACGACGACGCGCCCGCCGCCGAGCCGGCCGCCGCCGAGCCGGCCGCCGCCGAGCCGGCCGCCGCCGAGCCGGCUGCGGCCGAGGAGCCGGCCGCAGCGUCGCCCCCGCCCCCGCCCCCGCCGGCGACGCCGAAACCCGCCGCGGCCGCGCCGGAACCCGCCGCGCCGGCGCCGGCGCCCGCCGCGGCCGCGCCACCCGCCGCGCCGACUAACGGACAAGGACAAGCACAACCGGCGUGGGCCGCCGUUUGCACGGAGGUGCUGGCCGCCGUCCGGGACAGCAACAUCAUGGGCGUGCGCGACCGCCUCGUGGGCCGCGGCUUCCGCUGCGGCCCGGUCUACGGCGGCAGCAAGCAGAAGCCCGGCCAGGGCUACUAUGAGAUCACGCCUCCGCCCGCAUUCCCGUCAAGCUACUACCUCGUCGGGAAGAACGUCCGGAUGAACAAGGAGGUGCUGCGUUCGAAGACCCAGCUCGUCAAGUACUUCGAGGCCUGCCUCGCGCUCGCGCAGAGCGGCGGCGCGUACCGCACGCAGUCCGAGCGCGAUGAAGAGCGCCGCGCCGCGAUGGAGAGCAGCGAUGACGACGACGACGACGACGACGCGGCGCCGGCGCCGGCGCCGGCGGCCCAAGUGGAGGCCGCGCCGCCCGCCGAGGCCGAGGCGGCGCCGGCUCUCGCAGACGAGUCGGAGGAGGCCGACGCGCCGGCCGCGGCCGACGACGACGAAGAAGAAGAUCCCGAGCUCGCGGCCAUCGAGGACGGCCGCGCGGCCGAGGCCGCCUUGAUCGCGGAGGGCGAGCGCCGCCUCGCGGCGGCGACGGAGGACGAGAUCCGCGCGGCGGCGCCCUACGCCGAGGGCGACCAGGUCGAGGCGCGCUUUAGAGGUGGAUCUAAUUGGUACCCGGCCGUCGUCGUCGCGCUCGUCGUGGACGCGCGAGGGUCGUUCUUCGUGGACCUGAAAUACGCGGACGGGUCCGACCACGCCGAGGAGGCCGUGCCCGUGGAGCUCGUGAGGCCGCUGCGGCGGCGCCGCCAGGCGACGGAGGAGGCCGUCGUCGAGGCGCCGGCACCGCCGGCUCCCGUCCCGGCGGACGCCGUCCGCGUGCUGCACAAGUUUAGCGGCUACGGCGACUUCGAGGGCUCCGUCGUGUCCACGGAGGCGGACGGCGCGUGUUCAGUGAAGUGGGACGCCGACGGUUCCAUUACAACUCUCGACCAACCGCGGUUCGAGCGCGCGCGGCGCCGCUACGCGGAGAAGCACGGCCUCAUGCCCCCGCCCUCAUCGAGCGGCCGGCCGAAGAAGGGCGCGCACGACACGCGCGCGCCGCCGGCGCCGGCGCGCGGCCGCCAGGCGCCGACGCCGGCCCGGACGCCGACGACGCAGAAGCGGUCGCCCCGCGCGGCGCCGCGACGGUGGUCGGCGGACGAGGAGGCGUCGCUGCGCCGGCUCGUGGGCGAGCUCGGGCGCGACGCCUGGGAGACGAUAGCGGAGCGGCUGGGCACGGGGCGGUCGGCGAGCGCGUGCGAGCAGAAGUGGCAGGCCCUGAUGAAUUGGAGCUCGACUCCCGCGGCGCCGCCGCGGGCGCCGCCGCCCGGGGCGACACCAUUGCCGGACGCGCCGACGCCGCCCGAGCGGAAGCCCGCGAAGCGCGCGCGGCCGGCGCCGGCCGAGGAGGCGCCGACAGCAGAAAGGCCGUACCCGGUCGGCACGCAAGUCGAGGCGCGGUUCAAGGGCGGCGCCAAGUUCUACGCGGCGAUCGUCGUCGCCGCGCGCGACGGCGCCGUCGACGUGACCUACUGCGACGGCUCGAGCGACUCCGAGGCCAACGUCCCGCUGGACCUCGUGCGGCCGCUGCAGCGCCGCAAGCGCACGGCGGUCGUCGCGCCGCCCGCGCCGCCGCCCCCCUCAAAGAAGCCCGCGAAGAAGAAGCCCAAGGCGAAGCCGGCGACCAAGGCCACCUCGGCCAUCUGGGACAAUGGCAGCAGCUGGCGGCCGCGCGCCGAGGCCGGCACCCGCAACCCGGCCUAUCACGGCUGCGGCAAGUGCCGCUGGAGGCCGAGCGGCUGCCGCGGCUGCAUCGCCGCCGACGCGGAGCGCGGGCCCCAGCCGCCGCCGCGCCCUUUGGUACGGGGCGCCGUGACCGUCGCGGCGGACAAGUUCCUCGCGCCGCUGCUCGGGGCGGUGGGCGUUCCCGAUGCGGAGCGCCGCGCGUGCUGGGCGGGGCAACGGCAGACGCUCGAGUCGCUCGUGAGCGUCACGUCCGCGGGCGUCGUCGACGAGAACGGCUUCGGCGUCGUGGCCAAGCAGCCCCUGCGGGCCGACCAGAUCAUCAUCGAUCCGACGGUGCUCCUGGUGCCGCGGCCCUCGGAUUACGCGCGCGCGCACCUGCCGCCCUACGACUACAUCGCCUUUGGCGCGAACGAUUAUGCGCUGUUAAGGGAGGUCGCCCUGAAGCAUUGCUCGCUUACGUUCUAUUUGAACGGCGCAGACUAUGCUGGUUCAAGGCACGCGCCGAACGUCAAGUGGUUCGUCCACCGCCACGGCCGCGGCGGCGCGCAGCUCGCGUGGAAGCUGCUUUCGGACGUCGCCGUGGGCGAGGAGCUGCUGGCGACGUACACGGCGCCGGAGUUCGCGGACCCCCCGGUGUAA
Pelagomonas calceolata is the source of this 3756-nucleotide messenger RNA. NCBI's taxonomy places the organism in Eukaryota, Pelagophyceae, Pelagomonadales, Pelagomonadaceae. The record is from the annotation of a GenBank genome assembly.